Molecule: messenger RNA, 1322 nt
Organism: Spea bombifrons (plains spadefoot toad)
Lineage: Eukaryota; Metazoa; Chordata; Amphibia; Anura; Pelobatidae
Gene: HDGF
Product: heparin binding growth factor
Exons: 7
Coding region: 207-1016 (269 amino acids)
Biological process (GO): regulation of transcription by RNA polymerase II
Cellular component (GO): nucleus
Molecular function (GO): transcription coregulator activity; double-stranded DNA binding
Source: RefSeq, a predicted model, not a curated record
AGAGAUUCAAACACAAACAAGUGUUCGGGCCUCAUCCCACCGGUGGACACUGACUUCCCCGCCCUCUCUGGACAGUGUUAGACCUAGGCCGCAAAGCCCGGUGUGGUAGUAGCUGACCCCGACGCAGAAGCAGGCCUCACCCCGGACACCUCACUGCUCGGCUCGUGUGUUUCAGCGUCUCCUCGGUGUCCCUGCGGUCAGACACCAUGUCCCGCUCCAACAGACAGAGGGAGUACAAGUGCGGGGACCUGGUCUUCGCCAAGAUGAAGGGAUACCCACACUGGCCGGCCCGGAUCGAUGAAAUCCCAGAGCCUGCCGUAAAAUCCUCUUCUAACAAAUACCAAGUGUUCUUCUUCGGGACGCACGAAACAGCGUACCUCGGCCCUAAAGAUAUUUUUCCUUACGAAGAGUGCAAAGGCAAGUUUGCUAAAGCAAACAAGAGGAAAGGUUUCAGCGAAGGCCUCUGGGAAAUUGAGAAUAACCCCACAGUGAAGGCAUCUGGCUACCAGCCAUCUCGGAAGAAACGAUCAUCUGCGAAAGCCUCCAAACCGGAACCCGAAGCCACCAAGGAUGGUGAAAAGACCUCCCCAAAGAAAAGUGACGAAGUGGAAGCCGAUGUUGAAGAGGAGGAUGACAAAAAGCCAGAGGGAGAUGACGACAAUAAAGGGAACGGUGAUGGAAGCAGCGAUGAAGAAGGGAAACUGGUGAUAGACGAGCAGUCCAAGGAGAAGAGCGGCAAUGCGGGCACCAAACGGAAAGCUGAGGACGUAGCAGAGAGUUCCCCAAAGAGAGCCAAGGAAGAGGACGAUAACGAUGAUGAUGAAGAAGAAGAAGAAGCAGCAAGUAAGACUGAAAAGGAGGAUACCCAAACAGAACCGGCAAAGCAGACGCCGGAGGUAGCCAAAGAGGAGAACAGCAAGCCCCCAACACCUGCAGAAGAUGUACGAGAGGAAGAGAAGGCGGAAGAGAAAGCAGAAGCAAAGGAAGGCUCCAGAGACCACAAGGAAAGCGUGUAGCCAUCCUGACCUCCUUCCCUCCCUGGUUGGACAGAAUUGUUACAUCUUUUUCCAAUAUUGGGAGUCCUGGGUGCUUGUAAAGGAGUAAAACAAAAAAUAUUUAAAAAUUAAAAAAAAAAUAGAGAAUAAACACUUCAUCAUCAGCCUGUCACAUCUGCAACCCAACCCAAUACAACAAAAUCUCAUCAUGGACAAACGUCUUAAACCAGAGUCAUGGUCGUAACCCCUGCCGCGUUACCAUCUUGACUUCUUGUUGCAACUUUUAGGCCACUAAUAUAUAUCCUUUUGGCUCUAGCGUCUUUGCCA